This is a messenger RNA of Meloidogyne enterolobii, 471 nucleotides long. The record is from the annotation of a GenBank genome assembly. NCBI's taxonomy places the organism in Eukaryota, Metazoa, Nematoda, Chromadorea, Rhabditida, Meloidogynidae.
AUGGAAGUUAUUCAAAAUAAUAUUAGUCUUUCAAUAAAUGAUAAAGAUUUAGCUAAUAUAAAAAAAUUGAGAGAAUUAGUUAAAGAGGAGUUAACACCUUACUAUGAUACAGACUUUAAUUUGUUGCGUUGGCUGCAAGGCCAUCAUAAUAAUUUUGAAGAAAUUGUUCCAAAGCUCAAAAGUCAUUUGGCAAUGAGAAAGUCUAAUUUUAAAUUGGAUAUUAUUGCUGACGGCCCUCGUAACAAUCCUGUACAUUCUUAUUGGGAGUCUGGAUUGACUUGUGAGGCAGAAUUAACACCAAAUUGUAUUGUUAAUGUUGAGCAGACUGGGGCUAACGAUUAUUGGGGAAUUUUGCAUAAAUUUUCACUCAACGAAAUUUUAAUGGCAAGGAUAUACGAUUUGGAGACAAUGUUAAGAAAAAUAAUGGAAAAAGAGAAAGAAACGGGUACUUCUAGUCUAAAUAAUUUUUAA